This is a messenger RNA of Truncatella angustata, 1768 nucleotides long. RefSeq lists its product as uncharacterized. The record is from RefSeq and is a predicted model, not a curated record. Lineage: Eukaryota; Fungi; Ascomycota; Sordariomycetes; Amphisphaeriales; Sporocadaceae. The transcript has a single exon. Bases 356 to 1546 code for a protein of 396 amino acids.
GGCUCUUUCCGGAGGUGAAACAAUAAAUGCUAAUGCCUCAAACACACAUAUUUUGUGUCCCUGACAGACUUCUUCGCCGCAGCAUAUCUGGCUGUUUAAACACGCCGAGCUGUAUGCCUACAAGGCCAACUCUGUGGCGUAAGAUGGAAUAGUGAUGUGAUGUGAUGUGUGUAGACUAUAGUUAUAAGAAGGUGAAUCAUGGCUUUGUUUCCGGCCAUUGUUGUCAAGGCGUUAAGGCAUUCAUCUUUUGUUCACAACAGAACACAUUCCAACAACGAUUCACAGCAAACAAUCAAGCACUAACAUUCAAGAGCAAGUCACACAAUUUGCUGACACCUGCCCUAUUUAAACCAACAUGGCUCUAUCAUUCGUUCCUCCUUCCCGAAACCAAAGCCACACUCGACACUCAUCCACCUUUAUUCACCAAACUAGGCAUUACAUUCCUCAAAUUGACUCCAGCAUCAGAAUGGAACGCUUGUGGCCAAAUCGACUGAGUCGUGCCUUGAGUGGCAGUGGAAGGAAGAGCCCGAAACCCGAGGGUUCGACGGAGCAGUCAACUAAACCCCCAGUUUCCCACAACCCUUUCCGUGGCUCAUCUGCUACACGACAGCCGAGAGAGCGUUCUCCUCCUCCGGCAUACACACCAACUGUUGCAGGACCUUCAGGACAAUCGUUAGGCGCAUCAUCAUCAUCAUCAUCAUGUCAUCAGAAACGUGCUCAUCCAGCGAUCUCGCGUGCAGAGGCCAGUACAGAAGAAGACAAAUACGCUUUCUUGUCAAAGUUUGACACUGUCUUUCUGAUCGAUGAUUCGUAUAGUAUGACUGGAGAUUCAUGGCGUGAGACCAAACAAGCUCUGGCCUCGAUGCUGCCCGUAAUUUUUUCUCACGAUCAGGAUGGACCCGACUUUUACUUCAUGAAUCAUAAAACCGAAGAUCUUGGAAGCUCGAGCGAGCCGUGGAAGGCGGGCACUGGCUAUCGAAAUGUCACACGUGCCGAGGGUAACAGAAUUCGCAACGAGCAGCUAACAGUCGAGGAGAUAUUCAAGAAGGUCCGUCCUAAUGGAACAACACCCACAGGCCAGCGACUGGGCGAUAUACUUCGAACGUACGUGAGGAAUUACGAGGCCAUGAUCCGCAAAACUCAGGACGAAACCUGCCUCAAACCCCUCAAUAUUAUCGUUAUCACUGACGGUGUGCCUGACGACGCGCCUGGCGCCAUCAUUCAGCAAUUUGCCAAGAAGCUCGACACACUGGAUGCUCCGCCCUAUCAGAUUGGCAUUCAAUUCUUCCAAGUGGGCAACGCGCCGGGGGCUGCAGAAGCCUUGCGCACACUCGAUGAUAAGCUCAACAAGGAUAAGAACCCGGAUGAGAAGGCUGAAGGUGCUGGUCGUCAAGGACUUGUACCCAGUAUUCGAGAUAUUGUUGACACUUCUACAUUCGACGAUAGGACCGGCGACGCAGUCCUUACGGCCGAUCUUAUUCUGAAGGUUCUGCUUGGUGCUGUGAACCCUCGUUUAGAUGCCCUCGACAGUAACCUACGAGAGUAAGUAACCUGCUCGAUCGGCCUCCUAAGGUUAUUGGCGGGAAUCGUCCUUGUAAAUUAUUCACUUUGUAAGGGCUGUGGUAGACGACGUCCAGGAUCUCAUCACGGAGAUUGACAGGUCAAUGGCCGAGCGGUGCCUUUUCAUUUUCGUCUUUCGUAAUUCUAUCAAACCUGGGUAGUAUUAGAAUCAUAGACACUCUAGAACAUAAUAAUGCAAAUCGCUGAA